AUGUGGAGACGUUUCGGGUGUGCGGCCGUUCGCCGUGGCGGCGUGCGACUUCUGUCGAGCAGCAAGACAAAUGCCAUCCCCCACCAGCGGAUCGUUAGAAGAUCUCUUACAUCUGCUUACGCAGUCGCUGGCGUUGGUUUAGCGGUUGUAGCAGUUAUCAGCUAUGACGGACGACAGCAAGCGGUGAGUCUAGAAGCACGUCCAGAAGUGAAGAACGUCUUGACGCGAAACUUUAUCGCUGAUGCUGUCGAGAAAGCCUUUCCAGCUGUAGUCAACAUUUCUGUGGACUCAGGUUACAUCGGCAGCAAUGGUUCGGGGUUCAUCAUCACGAAGGAAGGUUUGAUCGUAACAAACGCUCACGUUGUUGCGCGAUGCAAUCGUUACUCCAAAAUUCAGGUGACGGUCGCAAAUGGCAGCACGUAUCCUGCUGUGAUCCACAGCGCGGAUCCUCUUUCAGAUAUCGCUCUUCUCCAGAUACAGUCGGACGAAGUUGAAGAGUGGCCUAUGAUUUCGAUCGGAUCGUCGACUGAGCUGCGUGCGGGCGAAUGGGUGUGCGCUCUCGGUAGUCCGUUCUCUUUGCAAAAUAGUGUUAGCGCUGGCAUAAUCAGUGCUGUUGCUCGCCACAGCAGCGAGCUGGGGUACCCACAGAGAGGUGGCGAAUACAUCCAGACGGAUGCGGCUAUCAAUGCUGGAAAUUCUGGUGGUCCGCUCAUCAAUCUGGACGGCAAAGUGAUUGGUAUCAACACAAUGAAAGUGGACGGCAGCGUGGGCAUCUCCUUUGCCAUUCCAGCGGAUACGGCAGUGCAGGUGAUUCAGCAGCUGCGCAAGCAUAGGAAAGUCGUGCGCCCGUACAUUGGCAUGCAGAUGAUCAACUUUAGCGCGCGAGAACUGAGAGAGAUCGGUCGGAUGUUCCCUGGUGUGAAGGAAGGUGUGAUUGUCAAGUCGGUCGUCCCUGGUUCGCCUGCCCAAAAAGGAGGUUUACUGCCUGGCGACGUGAUUGUCUCGUUUGAUGGGAAGAAGGUUCUAAGCACCAAGGACAUUUUGACCACGGUGGGCUAUAACAUCGGGCGUCACAUUCCUGUACAGGUGAAGCGCCGAGGGGAGAAGGACCUUGUUGAGCUGCAGGUCACGACUGAACCUCUGCCUGCUCCAGUGCAGCAGUUCAGGGGCUAA
Molecule: messenger RNA, 1173 nt
Organism: Peronospora matthiolae
Lineage: Eukaryota; Oomycota; Peronosporomycetes; Peronosporales; Peronosporaceae
Source: the annotation of a GenBank genome assembly